Messenger RNA from Lonchura striata (white-rumped munia), 2362 nucleotides. Lineage: Eukaryota; Metazoa; Chordata; Aves; Passeriformes; Estrildidae. The record is from RefSeq and is a predicted model, not a curated record.
GUCACGGCGCGGCGGCGCGCGGCGGUCACGGGGCGCGCGGGGCGAUGGCGGCGGCCGGAGGGUGCCGGAAAUGUCUCCUCAGUGGCCUGUGGCUGCUCUCCAGGCGUUAUCCCAUCCCUGCCUUCCCCAGGAGUUCCCUGCACAGGAUCAGCAGCCCUGCCCUGGGCACCCCUCAGUCCAGAUGCUACUCCUCGGGAGGAAGGAAGGGAUUCAUCUCAGGUUUUGUGGAGAACAUCAAACAGGAGUUGGCCAAAAACAAAGAGAUGAAGGAAAGCAUUAAAAAAUUCCGAGAUGAAGCGAAAAAGCUGGAGGAGUCGGACGCGCUGCGGGAAGCAAGGAGGAAAUAUAAAACCAUUGAGUCUGAAACAGUGAAGACCUCAGAAGUGAUUAAAAAGAAACUUGAAGAAAUAACAGGGACAGUUAAAGAGAGUUUGGAUGAGGUCAGCAGGAGUGACCUGGGCAGGAAGAUCAAGGAGGGGGUGGAGGAAGCUGCCAAAACGGCCAAACAGUCUGCAGAGUCGGUGACCAGGGGAGGGGAGAAGCUGGGCAGGACUGCAGCCUUCAAAGCCAUCUCCCAGGGAGUAGAAACUGUUAAGAAAGAAAUAGAUGAGAGUGUUUUGGGACAAACUGGUCCCUACAGACGCCCGGAGCGGCUCCGGAAGCGGACGGAAUAUUCCGGAGAGAGGAUUAAAGAGCAGCGAGUGUUUGAAGCCAAUGAGGAAGCCAUGGGCAUGGUGCUGCAUAAAGACUCCAAGUGGUACCAGCAGUGGAAAGAUUUCAAGGACAACAACGUGGUUUUCAACAGGUUCUUUGAGAUGAAGAUGAAGUACGACGAGAGCGACAACGCCUUCAUCCGCGCGUCGCGCGCCGUCACCGACCGUGUCACCGGCCUGCUGGGUACGGGACAGCCCCGCUGCCCCUGCUGCUGCUGCUCCCCUGACAAGGAUCGCUUCCUGAAGCAGUGUGAGCGGGACAUCAUCCCCAACGUCCUGGAGGCUCUGAUCUCCGGAGAGCUCGACAUCCUCAAGGACUGGUGCUAUGAGGCCACCUACAGCCAGCUGGCCCAUCCCAUCCAGCAGGCCAAGGCUUUGGGGCUCCAGUUCCACUCCAGGAUCCUGGACAUCGACAACAUCGACCUGGCCAUGGGGAAGAUGAUGGAGCAGGGCCCAGUGCUGAUCAUCACCUUCCAGGCCCAGGUGGUGAUGGUGAUCAAGAACCACCAAGGGGAGGUGGUGGAAGGGGACCCGGACAAGGUGCUGCGGAUGCUCUACGUGUGGGCCCUGUGCCGGGACCAGGACGAGCUGAACCCCUACAUGGCCUGGAGGCUGCUGGACAUUUCCUCCUCCAGCACGGAGCAGGUGCUCUGAGCAGGGCUGGGCUGGGCCCUUCCCACCCCUCUGGAAGCAGCUCCAGCCCAGAACUCCCCACGGGGAGCAGCCCAGGCUGGGGAUUUUGGGAGAAGUGCUCCUGGUUAUCCCAAUCCCUGAGGAAUGGGAAUCCCUGCUCGGGAAUGGCUGGGACGAGCAGGUGCUGCUUUAUCCUCGUGCCUCAGGAGGCUCCUGGGAAGCCCACAGAGCUCUCAUUCCCACCUGCUGGCACCCCUGGAGAUCCUUGGAAAGGCCUUGGAGGGGUUCCUGGCUGCCAAUCUCCUGCCCAGGCUCCAGCCCCGUGUCCCUGCCGUGUCUUGCACUUUCCCAAACCAAAUACAACCAGGACUUUGCACAUGGAGGUGUUGGAUCCUCAGGUUGGUGCUGGGAUGGGGCUGAUAUUUAAAUAUCCAGCGGUGAGAUUUGUUUAUCCACAGCUUGGCAGGGGGAACGUUGUUGGUUCUGGUCACGGAGAGCCACAGCUGCAUCCCUUGGGAUGGUGGGGAAGGUGUGGGACAGGACAGGGAGUGUCUGAGGAGUGGAACUGCUUUGGGAACGCUGAAUUUUUCUGUCCCAUCCUGUCUCAUUCCCAAGAGGAAAGCUGUGCUCCUCAUCCCUGCACAGAUCCCAGGUCCAGGAGCAGAAACUUCCCCAGUUUGCUGCUGGAGCGUGGGGUAAAAUCCCCUUUCAGGCCCAAUCUGAACAAUGGGGUUUGAAAAUCCCAAAUCAUGAAAAAUUUUCCCCAAAUUCAGGUUCCUGUGGGGUUUGGGACUCUCUCCUCGAGCUUCAUGCUCCUGGGAGGAAGAGCAGGGGGGCUGUCUGAGGGGGAGCAGGAACUGUGGGAUUUGGGCUGCUGGAGGGGUUUGGGGGCCGAGGCUGCCCAUGGAAAGGAAGGUUGGGAAAAGAUUUGGAGAGGAAAUCCAAGGAUUGCUGUGGUGCUGAGGGUGAGGUAGGACAGCUCUGCCCUGCCAGUGUGAUUAAAGAGAAUAAUUCCA